Molecule: messenger RNA, 1318 nt
Organism: Humulus lupulus (European hop)
Lineage: Eukaryota; Viridiplantae; Streptophyta; Magnoliopsida; Rosales; Cannabaceae
Exons: 2
Coding region: 675-1211 (178 amino acids)
Source: RefSeq, a predicted model, not a curated record
GUCGCCAUAGUUUGGGUUCUUGUCACUAUUGUGAUCUUGAUUCUACAAUCAAGAGAGACAUGCCUGCCGAGAGGGCGUUCGACUUGUACACCAACCCCACCUCCUCUCCUCCUGCAAGCAAGAAGAAAUCGAGCCAGCGCUAGCCCAGGGAAGGCUGCAGUGACCCUUCUGCAAAGAAGGCUCGGACGGAGGGCCCUCCUGCACCAACUCCUUCAAAAGAGACGACUCCUCCUCCAGUCCCUGUCGACCAGAAUCCUCCAGCUCCCGUCGACCAGACUCCUCCUCCAGCUUUCGCCGACAAAACUCUUCCAACUUCCAUUGACCAGACACCUCCUUGUCAGCCAUAAAAAGUUCCAGGGGAAGCCCUUAUGAAAAUGGCCCUCAGCUCAGCCAAAGACAAGCUGACAAAGCUAUCAAGGCACCGACGCUGCUGAGAGGCCAUCAACGACACUGACUUUAUGGAAGUCGACUAGAUCUUUAACCAUGCGUUGAAUGAAGUGCUCAGCACGAGUCGUCGUUCUUGCUAAGCUUUAUUUGUUUGUCUUGUCAAUUUAUUCCCACUAACAGUUUUAUCUUUUUUCUGAUCGCUGGAAGCUUUAACCAUGAGUACUGGUUGGCCUUGCUCGGGGGCAUUGACUACUAAGUACGAGAAGAGGCUUGGCGAAUAGCUCAGAAUGGCUGAGGCCAAGCACACUGAGCAGCUCAAAACAACUGAGGCUAAGCACGCCGAGCAGCUCAAUAAGGUUGAGGGCAAGCAUGCUGAGGAGUUGCAAAGAGCUAAGGCCAAUAUCACCAAGCUCGAGGAGGAAUUGAAGAAGAAAGCAAACUUUGUUGCCAAAAUUAUUGCCUCCAAAGAUAAGUACAAGGAAGCCUCGCUGAUAAACUACCUAGAAGGCCACAAACUUCAAUCGGAGUUGGAAAUUAGCCGCAAAGAGGUUGCUGACCUUGAGGAGGCCAACACACGCAACCUGGAGAAGUAUGAGGGAGCGGCAUUCCAGUGCUUUUACAUAAUCUGGAAAAGCAACCCCAUGGAUGACUUUACUUAUCUACCUAACCCUAUAAGGGAGGCUGAGUUGGCGAAGUGUGCUGCUUGCCUGGAAAAGGGGGAGAAGGCUCAGGGAUCCCCUGAGAUAUCCCUAGCAAUAGGCAUUGAGGGUGUCAACGAAGAUGCUGGGGCCACAGUCUUUGAGCAGCCUCAAGAGCCUCAGUAGAAUCCUCCGACUACUUCAUAAUUUUAUCUGUUUUUAUUUUUGUUUAAUUUGUAUUUUAAGACACACGAACUACGGUUCGUGAUGUCAAGACAACUUAUUAUUUUAUU